CCAGAAGAAAAAGGGGUGGAGCUAAGCACUCACUGCGGUGCUGCCCUGCGUCAGCAGAGAACAAGGAAAGCUUCUCUGCAGAGCUGUCAGCUGCCAAAAUGAACGGCGUGGAAGGGAACAACGAGCUCCCUCUCGCUAACACCUCGACCUCCGCCCUUGUCCCGGAAGAUCUGGAUCUGAAGCAAGACCAGCCGCUCAGCGAGGAAACUGACACGGUGCGGGAGAUGGAGGCUGCAGGUGAGGCCGGUGCGGAGGGAGGCGCUUCCCCCGAUUCGGAGCACUGCGACCCCCAGCUCUGCCUCCGAGUGGCUGAGAAUGGCUGUGCUGCCGCAGCGGGAGAGGGGCUGGAGGAUGCUCUGUCUUCAUCAAAGUGUGGGGACGCACCCUUGGCCUCUGUGGCAGCCAACGACAGCAAUAAAAAUGGCUGUCAGCUUGCAGGGCCGCUCAGCCCUGCUAAGCCAAAGACUCUGGAAGCCAGUGGUGCAGUGGGCCUGGGGUCGCAGAUGAUGCCAGGGCCGAAGAAGACCAAGAUAAUGACUACCAAGGGCGCCAUCUCUGCGACUACAGGCAAGGAAGGAGAAGCAGGGGCGGCAAUGCAGGAAAAGAAGGGGGUGCAGAAAGAAAAAAAGGCAGCUGGAGGAGGGAAAGACGAGACUCGUCCUAGAGCCCCUAAGAUCAAUAACUGCAUGGAUUCCCUGGAGGCCAUCGAUCAAGAGCUGUCAAAUGUAAAUGCGCAAGCUGACAGGGCCUUCCUCCAGCUGGAACGCAAAUUUGGGCGGAUGAGAAGGCUCCACAUGCAGCGCCGAAGUUUCAUCAUCCAAAACAUCCCAGGUUUCUGGAUCACAGCGUUUCGGAACCACCCCCAACUGUCACCGAUGAUCAGUGGCCAAGAUGAAGACAUGAUGAGGUACAUGAUCAAUUUAGAGGUGGAGGAGCUUAAGCACCCAAGAGCAGGGUGCAAAUUUAAGUUCAUCUUCCAAAGCAACCCCUACUUCCGAAAUGAGGGGCUGGUCAAAGAGUACGAGCGCAGAUCCUCAGGUCGAGUGGUGUCGCUCUCUACGCCAAUCCGCUGGCACCGGGGUCAAGAACCCCAGGCCCAUAUCCACAGGAAUAGAGAGGGGAACACGAUUCCCAGUUUCUUCAAUUGGUUCUCAGACCACAGCCUCCUAGAAUUCGACAGAAUAGCUGAAAUUAUCAAAGGGGAGCUUUGGUCCAAUCCGCUACAAUACUACCUGAUGGGCGAUGGGCCACGCAGAGGAGUUCGAGUCCCACCAAGGCCGCCAGUGGAGAGCCCCAGGUCCUUCAGGUUCCAGUCUGGCUAAGCUCUGCCCUCGUGAGAAGCUCUUGCAGAAGAGUCCUUACCACCUUCUCAGCUUGGCUAGCAGCAUGCAGCCUUCUGUCUGCUUUCUCUUCCUGUUGGAUUGUGUCCUUUGGUUCUUCUAAGUCUCCAGUAGUUUCAAGGUUGUGGCUUCCAAGUCUUUGCUCUUCUUUCUCUUGGCCAUCACGAUGUCCUGCAUAGUGUUAAUGGUGUUCCAAGUGCAUGGCCUCCAAACUGCUUCUAUGCCAAGCUCACGUGCUGUAGUUUGUACUGCUUUUCUUUGCAUGGCUUGGUUCCUGUCUGUGAUCUUCUAGGUUUUCUGUUUUCUUUUUUAAAAGUGGUUCUCUAUCAAAAGAAAGCUUGACACAUCCUUACCAAGAACUAGCCAGAUUUCAUACUUUCUGCUGUGUUCCCGAUAUCUAUGUACUGUGAAGAACUGUGAGUUUCACCACUGCAAGAUGGAACUGUAUCCCAAUCCAGCCAUCAGCCCAACAGGACAUUCCAAGCUAUCACCAACUGAUCCUAGCUGUCUUCCUGGGCCUUUGCCAUUUACCCUGCUUGUUAUCUAUAGAAUGAGCAGGUGGCUGGUAGGUGACUACUAGGUAAGAGUGAAGUAUCAGGUGAGGAGUGUUUUCUGCCACCACAUUGUUCUUGUACCAAUGCAUCAUGAUCAGCUACUGACUGUCUGAUAUUUCUAACCCCCAACACAAAAAAAAGAAAAGAAAUGAAAACAAAAACCUUUAAAGGAAUAGACUUUGACCCAGUUUAACUUGCAUUUCUGUCCUGCGGUAGAGCUGUUGGGGAAGGCUGUGUGUGUGUGUGUGUGUGUGUGUGUGUGUGUGUGUGUGUGCGCGCGCGCGCGCGUGCGCUUGUGCUCUUUGUGUAUGUGUUCAUGGAUCGUAAAUGAGAGGUGAAAAAUCUGUUGCUCAGUUUAUGAAUUGUACAGGAAUUGAAGAAACACUGGAGUCUUGUUGGAUUGGAAACUGGAAGGAGUCAGUGCAGAAAAGGUAGAGGGAAAGGAAUUGGUCCAGGGAAUCAAAAUAAGGACUAUGGGAACCUGUAUAAUUGCACACUACUUCUCUCCUGGUUGGAUUGGCACAGGUCCAAGCAGUUCCUCAGGAACUGUCUAAGGACCUAAGUUCCUAGGCAGCACACAGGACCCCCUUCUGAAUCAGUUCCCGUGGCUCGGUUAGCUGCUGGGCAGAAUCUGUAGUCACAUGUGGCAGUGCCCAAGCAAAGCUUAAGUGGCUCCGUUCUAGAAGUUAGUUCUUCUGAGCCCUCACCAACAAAUUAUUCCUAAUCUGGGCAACUUUGACAGGUAACUCCCCCUCUUCCUGUGUUCACACCCACUCUGGUUAAGUCAAAAUUGGCUAGGUUGGGGCAGUUAGAAAUCCUUUUGGGCACUCGAGGCUUGCUCUGCCUUUCUCUCUUUGGCUCCUCUCUUUCCUUCCUCCCUUCUUUCUCUUUGAAUCUUUGAAGCAGUUGCAGCCCAGAGACAGAAAAACAAAACAGACGACAGGUUUUUUUUUUUUUUUUUUUUUUUAAUUUGUCCUCCCUUUGGUUAAGUGCAGGCAGGAAAAAGGUACUGUAAAGUAGACUCCAAAUCUCUCACUGCUCUGACUCUCACCUUUCCCAGAGCAAUGUCUGAAAAUUUCAAGGCAGAUUACCUCCAGUCCUCCCUCCAUUUUACCAGUAAAUAUGUGUUUCUUAAGCUCUAGGUUGAGAAUCUGGGAGAAGAGAAAAAAGAAUCUCAAUGACAGACCCUGUUCCUGCCCUGAGCAGUAAGGGAAUGAAAGCACCACGUUUUAGAAACGUGCCCUUUAGAAGGACAGCGAUUCUUGUGAGGGCGUCAGCCUGUGGAAAUGACCAGAGGGCAACAUAGUGCAUCUUCUUUGUUGUUUGCCUGACCUUGGCCCUUACCAUCAGCUUUUGAAUUUCCUUUCUUGUUUCCCUCCUAACAAAGGAGGAAGCAGGGUGAAGCACCGUGAGAGGGAGACCCCAAGCCUCUUCUCAGGGAUGUGGGGAUGUGAGGGUCUGGAUUUGCAAGACAAGCUCCAUUGAGUUUGCAGCAAUGCUGUCAUGGCUCCUGCGGCUAUAGCCCUUAGCCAUUCCCUUUCUCAUUUAAAGACCCUGUCUGAAGCUUAUCCUGAGCUCCGAGGUUUAGAUACCUUUAGUGGAGGCUGGGAAUUUAAGAGGAAGACUAGAGGGAACAGCCUGUUACAGAGUGAGGUUUUUAGGUUUGCUGUGAUGAUCUACAUAUGGAAGGAGCAGGGUUGGGGGUAGGGGUCCCUGAGGCACAUUCCAGUGUGGGGGUGGGGCACUGGGGGGCAAUCAAGGUGGUUGGGAUUUAAAAAGGGGUGCUUGGAGGAUUUUCCUAUAGUUUGUCCUACUCAACUCCACCAGUAGAUUUUAGCAAACAGAAGUAAGUCUGGGUGAGCCUUGUCUGUGGGAGAUCAAUGGUGUGCACUCCUCAUUCCACUGUGCUUGACCAAACCCUAUUACUCCCUGUCAGCUGACUGGCAGGAUUGAUGUUUACAAGCCUGCCUUUUACUUACCGUUGAGAACAAGUGCAAACGUUGGAAUUUCUGUCAUUUGCAGUAUGAAGACUCCUGUGAAUAUUCAUUACUAGAUUAACUUGUUCUGGUGUCUGUUCACAUAUAGCUGUAUCCUUAGAAGUACAAUCCGUACAAUGUGAUCUCUGAAGUCUGAAGAAUUUUUGAGAACUGUGGCUAUGUCUUAUAAAAGUGGUUUCAAAAAGACAAAUGUAACUCGUCUUACCAAUAUUUCUUGCUGUAGUAAUACUUGACAUUUUGUUCUUAACCAGUGUGAGGACUAGAACUGCUAGCAACUACAUGAGGAUCUUAGUCCUCUGUCUUCUUUGUGCUCGAAGGAAAGACAUAUUACUGUUAUGUUUCUCGUCUGCACCAAAAAUAAAUAAAUAAAACCGAAUAAAAGCUC
This is a messenger RNA of Rattus rattus (black rat), 4276 nucleotides long. RefSeq names its product TSPY like 4 (gene Tspyl4). NCBI's taxonomy places the organism in Eukaryota, Metazoa, Chordata, Mammalia, Rodentia, Muridae. Gene Ontology annotation, molecular function: chromatin binding; histone binding. Gene Ontology annotation, biological process: nucleosome assembly. Bases 99 to 1322 code for a protein of 407 amino acids. The record is from RefSeq and is a predicted model, not a curated record. The transcript has a single exon. Gene Ontology annotation, cellular component: nucleus; chromatin.